AUCUGUAAUUAUGUUGGACCUGCAAAAGUAAUUGUCCAGUUAGUUACUAAUGGGAAGUACGUCCACUUACAUGCUCACAGCUUGGUGGGUAAAUUUUGUGAAGACGGAGUAUGCACGGUUAAUGCAGGACCUAAAGAUAUGGUUGUAGGGUUUGCAAAUCUUGGAAUACUUCAUGUCACAAAGAAGAAAGUGUUUGAAACUCUGGAGACACGCAUGAUAGAUGCUUGCAAAAAAGGAUACAACCCGGGACUCCUGGUGCAUCCGGAACUGGGAUAUCUGCAGGCAGAAGGAUGUGGAGACAGACAGCUAACCGAACGAGAAAGAGAAAUUAUUCGUCAGGCAGCACUACAACAGACUAAAGAAAUGGAUCUCAGUGUGGUGCGUCUUAUGUUUACAGCCUUUCUCCCUGACAGUAAUGGUAGUUUCACACGGAAACUUGAUCCUGUUAUAUCAGAUGCAAUAUAUGACAGCAAAGCUCCCAAUGCCUCCAACUUAAAAAUCGUAAGAAUGGACAGAACAGCAGGGUGCGUAACAGGAGGGGAAGAGAUUUACCUUCUCUGUGACAAAGUUCAGAAAGAUGAUAUUCAAAUACGUUUCUAUGAAGAGGAUGAGAAUGGAGGUAUGUGGGAAGGCUUUGGAGACUUUUCUCCUACAGAUGUACAUAGACAGUUUGCCAUUGUGUUCAAAACACCCAAGUAUCGAGAUGUCAAUAUCACAAAGCCAGCAUCUGUAUUUGUACAACUGCGUCGCAAGUCUGAUCUAGAAACAAGUGAACCAAAGCCUUUUCUCUACUAUCCAGAAAUCAAAGAUAAAGAAGAAGUGCAAAGGAAACGGCAGAAGCUCAUGCCAAACUUCUCUGAUGGCUAUGGUGGAGGCAGUGGCGCAGGAGGUGGUGGCAUGUAUGGAGGGGGAGGUGGCGGUCCUGGCUCUGGGUUCAGUUAUCCUUCAUAUGGAUACUCUGCUUUUGGAGGGAUGCAUUUCCACCCUGGCACAACAAAGUCCAAUGCUGGAAUGAAACAUGGGCUAUCAUAUAGCACGGCUGAACAAGAUGGGAAGAGCUCUGAUAAGCAAAGUGUCAAAUGGGACAUGAAACAUGAUAUGAAAGUGGAAACUAUGGAGAGGAAUGAGUGCAGAACCUCUGGUGAUAACGAGGAGAAGGAGGAUGCUGCUUCUUCCUGUAACACUGAAGUAAAUGAAGCAGAUUGCAGGUGGCAGGAUGAUCUGUUCCUGGAGAAGGCCAUGCAGCUUGCCAAGCGUCACUGCAAUGCUCUCUUUGAUUAUGCUGUAACUGGAGAUGUGAAGAUGCUGUUGGCUGUUCAGCGCCAUCUCACUGUCGUCCAGGAUGAUAAUGGAGACAAUGUCCUUCAUUUAGCAAUUAUCCACCUUCAUACUGAGCUGGUGAAAAACCUCUUGGAAGUGAUGCCUGAUUUGAAUUAUAAUGACAUCAUUAACAUGAGAAAUGACCUUUAUCAGACCCCCUUGCACCUGGCAGUAAUCACAAAGCAGGCAGAGGUGGUAGAAGACUUGCUGAAGGCUGGAGCAGACGUCAGCCUUCUGGAUCGCCAUGGUAAUUCUGUCUUACAUUUAGCUGCUACUGAAGGAGACGACAAGAUUUUGAGUCUACUCCUCAAACAUGAGAAGAUAUCUCCGAUGAUCAACCUUUCCAAUGGUGAAGGUCUCAGUGCAAUUCACAUGGUGGUGAUGGCAAAUAGCAUGUCCUGCCUCAAACAGCUGAUUGCUGCUGGAGUUAAUGUCAACGCUCAGGAACAAAAAUCUGGACGCACUGCCUUGCAUUUAGCUGUUGAACACGAGAACAUCCCUUUGGCAGGCUGCCUUUUGCUUGAGGGUGAUGCGGAUGUGGACAGCACUACAUAUGAUGGGACAACUGCUCUUCACAUAGCAGCUGGAAGGGGCUCUACAAAGCUGGCAGCAGUUCUCAAAGCAGCAGGUGCAAAUCCUCACGUUGAGAACUUUGAGCCGUUGUUUGAUCUAGACGAUGUGAAAGAGGAUGAAGAUGACGAUGAAGGAAUUGUGCCUGGAACGACACCACUAGAUAUGGCGGCCAACUGUGAGGUGUAUGACAUAUUAAAUGGCAAAUCCUAUGAGUCGGCAGUGGUUUCGGAGGACUUACUGACACAAGGCCAUUUGAGAGAGCUGAAUGAAAGUUCCAAGACACAACUUUACAAACUAUUGGAAGCGCCUGAUCCAAACAAAAACUGGUCCACUCUAGCACAAAAACUGGGUCUUGGCAUACUUACUAAUGCCUUCAGGUUGAGCCCUUCCCCAUCAAAAACUCUGCUAGAUAACUAUGAGGUUUCUGGUGGUACAGUUCAAGAGCUGAUCGCUGCUUUGAGACAGAUGGAUCACACAGAAGCCAUUGAAAUCAUUCAGAAAGCACUAUCCGUCUCACAAAGCCCAUCUCACCAGGAGGACAGUACAGCAAAAGCUCUUCCGUCAUCAUCACCACCCACCUUUGCAAAUGGAGAGACAGGCGAGCUUUAUAAUAGCAAAUUUCAAGACAACGAGAGCAUUUGUGACAGUGGUGUGGAGACCUCCUUCCGCAAAUUGAGCUUUACUUACUCGGACUCUCUGAACAGCAAGUCAUCGGUAACACUUGGCAAAAUGACCAUGGGCUAUGGACAUGAAAGUUCAGUGCAAAACAAUUAUAUAGCCAACUAGUAAUAUUCAAUUAGCAAUAUGCAAUUACAGGAAAAAACAUGACAUUUAAAGUUACGUCGGUGUCAUCCUGGCCCGAGGGAAGUGAAUUCACAACCAGAAGUGUGCUGGAGGAACCACACACGAAAGUGAACCAACCGUGCCUUCAGGAUGCGACUCCUAGCUAUUGCUUCCUUCCUCGAGUACAUUUAAUUUUAUUCAUUUACAAGCCACAUACAAUAACCAGGGCUCUACUGCCGCAUUAAUACACAGGACUGGACACUGUGACUGACUGGGCUUUUCUGGUUUGCGAGGAUUUUCUUUUAUAGAUGAAAGUCACGUGUUGCUAAUGCAUAAUACCGACUCACUUAAUAAAAAGAGGUAAGGCACACAGAGCAAUCAAAGGAUACAGUUUCUAGAUGCUCUCUUCCUAUUUUUGCAGCACAGUUGCAGGAAAAAGGCUGAUAAAAUAGCUGGCAAAGAAAAAUCAUUACUUUAAUCACAACAGUGACAACUCAGAAAAGACAAUCCUAGAAAAAGAAUCUUGUAUAUUUCAAAUAAUGUAUUUAAACUUAACUUUAGUGUCUCUUAUGCAAAAUUUUUUUCAAGUUUGGCAUUUUACUGUUUGUAAAUAGUCUUUUUUUAUAUCUGUUCCUUUAAAAAAAAAAAAAGGUGUGCUUUUUAAAUGCUUAUUUUUUAUUUUACUUUUAUAAUAAAAUCCCA
This is a messenger RNA of Pelecanus crispus (Dalmatian pelican), 3378 nucleotides long. Lineage: Eukaryota; Metazoa; Chordata; Aves; Pelecaniformes; Pelecanidae. The record is from RefSeq and is a predicted model, not a curated record.